UCUCUCUCCUUCUUGCUCACAAGCACCAGUACACCACACCAACAAAGCAAAAGCGUGCAUCUCUCUCUCUCUCACUCUCUCUCUCUUGUUCUUUCUGCGUGUCCUUACUUGUCUUCUUCUUCGAAAAUUCUAGCUCCAAAGAAAAUCGCCAUGAAAGGCGGCAAGUCUAAGGCUGAUACCGUAAAAACCGACAUCAGGCUGAAGAGUAAAGGUGCUGGAACGGGCAAGAGACAAUCGAAGAAAGCUGCAAAAGAUCCAAAUAAGCCGAAGAGACCUGCAAGUGCCUUCUUCGUUUUCAUGGAGGACUUUCGGAUGCAAUACGCAAUAGAGCAUCCCAACAACAAGGCUGUGUCGGCGGUGGGUAAAGCCGGAGGGCAAAAGUGGAAGUCGAUGUCUGAAGCUGAGAAAGCUCCUUAUGUGGUCAAGGCAGAGAAGAGGAAGACAGAGUACAACAAGAACAUGGAGGCUUACAAUAAGAAAUUGGCCAGAGGAGGAAAUGGAGCGGAUGAGGAAGAAUCUGACAAGUCCAACUCUGAAGUGAAUGAUGAAGAGGAGGAAGAAGAGGAUGGUGAGUAGAAAGAAAGCUGAGGGAACUCAGCUCAAUUGGUGUAGCGGUUGCUUUAGGAUAUAUUAUUUAAAUGAUAAAAAUAGCUGCUUUUUUUGAAAAAAAAAAUCCUUUUAGAGUUAAUUAGAGAGAGUGAAGGGAUUAGUUUCAGAGGAUUUUAAUGAAUCCCCUAUGGUUCUGUACCUAAUCUUUUAGUUUCAGAUUUGCCUCUUGCUGUUAAUUCCUUCGCUUAAUUUUAUCCUCGUGCCUUUUGGAAGUACUUUAUAAAUGAAAUCGAUUUUUAUAAAUGAAGUCUGGUUCUUGGGCUCUGGGCCCUGACGUGGUAAAUUCUGGAGCAACAUCGUGCCUGGAUGUGUUGGGCUGGCUUCUUGAUGACAUGGAAAAGUUGCGUGUUACGUGCUAUCGUUCGGUUUUUUGACCAGAUACCGAAGAGCAAUGACAGUCAGUAUUCGAAACCUGAUAUGGUCCACAUUUUGGGAUUUUGCUCAAUUUUUGUCACACUUGACAAUGGGAGUUCGGUUGGACCAAAAAUUUAUGUUGUCCU
Juglans regia (Persian walnut) is the source of this 1109-nucleotide messenger RNA. Its product is annotated as HMG1/2-like protein. NCBI's taxonomy places the organism in Eukaryota, Viridiplantae, Streptophyta, Magnoliopsida, Fagales, Juglandaceae. The record is from RefSeq and is a predicted model, not a curated record. Bases 151 to 576 code for a protein of 141 amino acids. The transcript has 8 exons.